CGGUUUCACAGAGCCACUUUCUUCUGCCGCCAUGCGUGCGCUGCAUCGCACCGCGAAACGCGCGGCGACAACGCCAUGGCGCUGUCAGCGGCGGUGUUUGGCCUCCACGAUACCGCAGGAAGUGGUCAUCGCCAGUGUAGCGAGGACGCCGAUUGGAGCCUUCUGUGGAGGACUGGCGCAGGUCUCUGCGCCGAAACUGGCCUCCUUCGCCCUGGGCGCCGCCAUGCGCCGCGCCGGGCUGGAGCCGCAGGAGGUGGAGAUGGUGGUCCUGGGCCAUGCGCUGCCGGCAGGUUGCGGCGCCAACAGCGCGCGGCAGGCGGCGUUAUUGGCGGAGGUGCCAGCAACGGUGGACUGCUUCGGCGUGAACAAAGGCUGCGCCUCGGGAAUGAAGGCCCUGACGCUGGCGGCGCAAGCCAUCGCGAUGGGACAGGUGGAUGUGGCCCUUGCAGGCGGCAUGGAAAGCAUGUCGCAAGUGCCCUACUUUCUGCGUCACGCACGGCGCGGGGGAUACCACUAUGGCCAUGGGACCUUAGAAGAUGCUGCUGUGGUAGACGGCUUAUGGGACAGCAGCAGCGAUUGUCAUCUUUCUGCCUGCGUGGAAGAGACCAUGGAGGAGUUGGCCUUGGACCGCGGUGCCUGCGACCGCUACGCCUUGAAGAGCUACCGCCGAGCCUGCGAGGCCUGGCAGCGGGGCGCCUUCGAUUUGGAGGUGGCGCCCUUGCGGGUGAAGAAUCCACGCGCGCAGGGCCGUGACAGCAUGGAGAAGCGUUCCUUGAUCAUCAGUGUUGAUGAAGAGUAUUCCAGGAUGAAAUUGGAUGACAUUGCAAAGGCACCUCCUAUCUUCCAGGAGGACGGCCGCAUCACCGCGGGCAACGCCUCGUCGCUGAACGAUGGCGCGGCGGCGCUGGUGCUGCUGAGCGCCAGCAGGGCGCGGGACAUGGGCAUCAGCCCCAUGGCACGCGUGGUCUCCUUCGCCGACGCGGCGCUGGAAGCGCGGCACGUGGCCAAAGCGCCCAGUGCGGCGGUGCGGAAGGCCAUGCAGGCGGCCAGGAUGUCCACGGUGAACUUCUACGAGAUCCAUGAAACCUUCGCAGCGGUGUCUUGGUCAAUUGCAUAUGCAGUGGCCGGCUGAAACGGGACCCUGUCAGGGCCCGCCUUAAGCCUCAACGUCUCAGGUGGCAUUGGCCAACAUGCAGCUGUUGGAUCUGGACCCCUCGCGUGUCAACGUCAACGGUGGCGCGGUGGCCCUGGGCCAUCCCUUGGGUGCCUCCGGGGCGCGGAUCGUCAGCACGCUGCUGACUGUGCUGACGCAGCAGGAUGCCGAGACGGGCUGCGCGGCCAUUUGCAGCACCGGCGGCGGGGCGACGGCCAUGGUCAUUGAGCGGCGGUGAAAAA
Molecule: messenger RNA, 1395 nt
Organism: Cladocopium goreaui
Lineage: Eukaryota; Dinophyceae; Suessiales; Symbiodiniaceae
Source: the annotation of a GenBank genome assembly